Molecule: messenger RNA, 1443 nt
Organism: Calypte anna (Anna's hummingbird)
Lineage: Eukaryota; Metazoa; Chordata; Aves; Apodiformes; Trochilidae
Gene: AK8
Product: adenylate kinase 8
Exons: 13
Coding region: 1-1443 (480 amino acids)
Biological process (GO): nucleoside triphosphate biosynthetic process
Cellular component (GO): cytoplasm
Molecular function (GO): AMP kinase activity; nucleoside diphosphate kinase activity; ATP binding
Source: RefSeq, a predicted model, not a curated record
AUGGAUCCCCUGUCCCGGCCGUGGCCGCCGUUUGCGCUGGGAACGUACGCGGAGGAGCGGGAGCUCUUCCAGCUCCUGCAGAUUAUGCUUGAAGAACUAUUAAUUCAUAAGCCAGAUGAUCCUAUUCAGUACAUGAUAAACCAUUUAGAGCAGCACAACGAUGAUGCUCCAAGGAUUUGUGUUCUUGGCCCUCCUGCUUCUGGGAAAACUACAGUUGCAAUGUGGCUUUGCAAACGUUUGGAUGCCAUCCGGAUCUCUCAGGAGACUUUGUUAUUCAAGGAGACUCUAAAGCUGGCAGAGGAGGCAAAGGCACAUAAAGAAAGCAAACAGAAAAUUCCCAACGCUCUUUGGGCCAAUCUGAUCCAGGAACGUCUGUCAAACGUGGACUGCAUCAAACAAGGAUGGAUUUUGGAAGGCUUCCCUGAAAAUCAGGAACAGGCCUGGAUGCUGCAGUCAGCUGGCAUCAUUCCUAGGCACGUUGUUGUGCUUUAUGCUUCAGACACUGUGCUGAUUGAGAGGAACAGUGGGAAAAGACUUGAUCCCCUCACAGAAGAGGUGUACCACACAACCUUUGACUGGCCAAGUGAUGUGGAGAUCCAGCAGCGCUUGGUGAAACCAGAGCUAUCGGAGCAGGAAAUGUCCAAGAAAUUGCUGGAGUAUCACAGAACCUUCCCUGCAGUUUUCCAGAUCUACCAAAAAGUUCUGAGAUCCAUCAAUGCAGACCAGCCUUCCGUGGAUGUCCUCUCACAGGUCCUCACCUAUGUCCGAACACGGCACCGCUCAGCUGCUCCCUUCACACCCCGGAUUCUCUUCUGUGGACCCCCAGGCAGUGGGAAGAGCCUGCAGGCAGCACUGAUAGCUCAGAAAUAUGAUGUUGUCAACAUUUGCUGUGGGCAGUUGCUAAAGGAAGCUGUUGCAGGCAAGACAAAAGUUGGAGAACUUGUUAAGCCUUAUAUUGACAACGGAUACCCAGUCCCAGACCCCCUGUGUGUGAAGAUCCUGGCUGAACGUCUCAGUGCCCUGGACUGCCUGACCCAUGGCUGGGUGCUCCAUGGCUUCCCCAGGGACAUAGAGCAGGGAGAAGAGCUCCAAAAAUCCCAGAUUGCUCCAAACAGGGUGUUUUUCUUUAAUCUCCCCCAUGAAUCCAUCAUGGAACGACUGUCUCAGAGGAGGAUUGAUCCCAUCACAGGGGAAAGGUACCACACUACGUUCAGACCAGCACCCACCCCAGAGAUCCAGGCCCGACUCAGGCAGAACCCAAGGGACACAGAAGAAAACGUGGAGAAGCGUGUGGAAGCCUAUUACAGGCAUGCCAAGGAACUGGAGGGUUUUUAUGAAGAUGCCUUUUAUGUCAACGCUGACCAAGACCCUCACGUUGUCUUUGAGUUUAUAGAAAGCUGUAUCAUUAAGCCCAUUCCAUUAAAAAAAGUUACAAGUUUGUAA